Molecule: messenger RNA, 1625 nt
Organism: Phymastichus coffea
Lineage: Eukaryota; Metazoa; Arthropoda; Insecta; Hymenoptera; Eulophidae
Product: cyclin-dependent kinase 4-like
Biological process (GO): regulation of gene expression; protein phosphorylation; regulation of G2/M transition of mitotic cell cycle
Cellular component (GO): cyclin-dependent protein kinase holoenzyme complex; nucleus; cytoplasm
Molecular function (GO): ATP binding; cyclin-dependent protein serine/threonine kinase activity; cyclin binding
Source: RefSeq, a predicted model, not a curated record
GCUGCGAGGAGUGUGUGUCCGUGGCCGCGUCGACUGCAAAUAGUGAAUAGUCGAAUGUUUCAGCUGGAGGUCGCGAUGCCGUGAUGGCUGGCAGAGCGCGCCCUCCGCAGACGGAGACCGAUCCGCAGCAGUCGAGCCCUGCGGCGAAGAAGAGCAAGCUGAGCGAGGAGGCGGUUGGCAACGCAAGCACCGAGACCAUCGAAGGCGGACUGACGCCGUGCCUGGAGUCGUCGGAAGUGCUGGCCGCGUCGUCGGACGAGUCGUUCGGCGAGGUCGACGAGGACAAGGGCAGGAUCAGCAUCGGCGACGACGAGGUGGCGGCAGCGGCGGACGCGAGGUUGGCGGCAGCGCGGACGCGAGGUUGGCGGCGGGCGGGGCCCGUCGAACCCCCCCGCCGAGGGCGAGCUGCCGGACGGGAGAUCAACACCGCGCUGAUGGGCGAGCGCGCCUUAUACCAGGACCUCUCGCUCAUCGGCGACGGCGCUUACGGCACCGUCUACAAGGCCAAGGAUGCCAACAGCGGACAGGUGGUCGCCCUCAAGAAGGUGCGCGUGCCCACCGCCGAGAACGGCAUGCCCGCCUCCACCCUGCGCGAGAUCGCUGCGCUCAAGCUGCUCGAGCAGCCCGACAACCCCCACAUCGUCAAACUGCUGGACGUGUGUCAAGGCACCUUCCUCAAGUUCACCUCGAACGACCCCCGACUGGGAAGGUCGCGGCAGCUCUUGACUCUCUGGCUGGUGUUCGAACACGUCGACCGGGACUUGGCCAGCUUUAUGGCUGCCUGUCAGUCGCGCAAAAUCGCGCCGGCGCUCAUCAGACAGAUGACCCGCGAGAUCCUGAGGGGUGUUGAGUACCUGCACUGCCGUCGUAUUCUGCACAGGGAUCUGAAGCCCCAGAACUUAGUUACCAAAGAUGGCCACAUCAAAAUCGCAGACUUUGGCCUGGCCAAGACCUACGAAUUUGAGAUGCGACUGACCUCUGUCGUUGUUACUUUGUGGUAUCGCGCACCGGAAGUUCUUUUAAAAACUACUUACGCUAGCCCACUCGACAUUUGGUCCAUUGGCUGCAUACUUGCUGAAUUGUGUGAACUCAAACCCUUGUUCCCCGGAACCGGCGAGAAGGAUCAGCUCGACAAGAUUUUUCGUUAUAGGAAGACCGACAUGGAAGAUUGGCCUAAGGGUUCUCCGAUACAGCACUCGUCAUUCCCUCCAAGACAUUCCAUACCUAUGGAAAUGGUAAUUCCGCACUUGAGUGAAUCAGGUAUCGAUCUUAUUAAAAAAAUGCUUAGCUUUAAGCCUCGUAAUCGAAUUACGGCAUCUCAAGCUCUCAAACACCAAUAUCUUGCUGAAACUUAGUUUCCUGACCUAAACAUAAUAGAUCUUCGACUGCUUAUUCUCGCGUUUGUAAAUAUUGGAAAAAAAUGUUAUAUCAUUACUCCUAUAAUGAAUACCUAUUACUCUCUAUUUUUUCUACUUUGUAAAGUUAUUGUAAAAUGUUUUGUUAAAGUAUUUGAGUGUAUAUUUAUGAUUAGUAUAUAAGAAUUUUCUUAUUCAAAUAAUUAAUGUAAUCAAGUAAAUUUAAUAUUUAAAACAUCGUAAUAUCACUUGGAUGUCACGCAAUCCUGA